UCCGCAGCCGCCGCCGCCCGCAGCACCAUGGCCAGCACCGUGUCCGCCUACAAGGAAAAGAUGAAGGAACUGUCUGUCUUGUCGCUCAUCUGUUCCUGCUUCUACUCGCAGCCGCACCCCAACACCAUCUAUCAGUAUGGGGACAUGGAGGUGAAGCAGCUGGACAAGCGGGCUUCUGGCCAGAGUUUCGAGGUCAUCCUCAAGUCCCCCUCUGACCUGUCCCCUGAGAGCCCUGUGCUCUCCUCCCCUCCCAAGAAGAAGGACGUUUCCCUGGAGGAGCUGCAGAAGCGAAUGGAGGCAGCUGAGGAGCGGAGGAAGACGCAAGAGGCGCAGGUGCUGAAGCAGCUGGCGGAGCGACGCGAGCACGAGCGUGAAGUACUGCACAAGGCGCUGGAGGAGAACAACAACUUCAGCCGCCUGGCGGAGGAGAAGCUAAACUACAAGAUGGAGCUCAGCAAGGAGAUACGUGAGGCUCACCUGGCGGCGCUGCGCGAACGGCUGCGCGAGAAGGAACUGCACGCCGCCGAGGUGCGCAGGAACAAGGAGCAACGGGAGGAGAUGUCCGGCUAG
Chrysochloris asiatica (Cape golden mole) is the source of this 570-nucleotide messenger RNA. It is a transcript of the gene STMN3, whose product is annotated as stathmin-like 3. The record is from RefSeq and is a predicted model, not a curated record. The transcript is spliced from 5 exons. Lineage: Eukaryota; Metazoa; Chordata; Mammalia; Afrosoricida; Chrysochloridae. Gene Ontology annotation, biological process: microtubule depolymerization; neuron projection development; regulation of microtubule polymerization or depolymerization. Gene Ontology annotation, cellular component: cytoplasm; neuron projection. Gene Ontology annotation, molecular function: tubulin binding. Bases 28 to 570 code for a protein of 180 amino acids.